This is a messenger RNA of Durusdinium trenchii, 410 nucleotides long. The record is from the annotation of a GenBank genome assembly. Lineage: Eukaryota; Dinophyceae; Suessiales; Symbiodiniaceae.
AGCGCAGCCGUUUUUGCACUCCUGCCGGCCUAUUGACUGCCUUGCGGACUGCCAAUCCUGCAAUGGCUCGUGCCUCUACGCUCUCCAAGGCUCUUUUGGCCGCCGGAGCCCUCGUGGCCCUGCGCCUUUUGUCAGGCGAGACCUUUGUGACGCCGAAGCAGCGCAACGAAGCAGCAGCGGCGAUGGCAGCUGCCAUGGUGGCAGUAUCUGCACCAGCCAUGGCUGAGGUCCCCACUUUCUCCGUCUUUGGGUUUGGCAGCGGCCAGUCUGAUGCCUACAGCCAGAAUGACAACCCGAUCAACCCAUACUCCCAGUUCAGCGAUGGCAGCGACACAGUCUACCAGGCCAAGAACCAGCCUGAGAUGGAGAGGAGGACCAAGUCAUUGAAGGCAGGGCUGAAGCGUUUCGAG